AGAGAAGAGAAGACAGAGAGAGAUAAAAGUGGGUGGCUAACUAGCACAAAACCUCACACCCCUCGUUUGUCUUUUCCUUUAUUGCUCUUCUCGUGUUCGCUCUCUCUCACUUGCGUUUCGCCGAAACCCUUCCAACUUCUACAGAAUCCCUUUCGCCAUGGAUAUUGAGGAGGACAUCCGUUCUUUGCAGCUCGACUCAGCAGCAGAAGACAAUAAUGGGGUGGUAAAUCCAGAGGAUGGAAAGCCAGAAGAAGUUGAGAAAUCUGAUAAGAUGGAUGAAGAUCCAAAACAGGAGGUUCAGGCACAGGUUGUUGAGGCUGAGCCAAAAGUGAAAGAUAAGGAAAUUUCUUCUGUUCAAGAGGAAGAUGAUGAACUGGAGACAAGGAAAAGACACUUGAAUGUUGUGUUUAUUGGCCAUGUUGAUGCUGGUAAGUCUACAACUGGAGGUCAGAUACUUUUCCUCAGUGGUCAAGUUGAUGAACGGACUAUCCAAAAAUACGAGAAAGAGGCUAAGGACAAAAGUCGAGAGAGCUGGUAUAUGGCUUAUAUAAUGGACACAAAUGAGGAAGAGAGGGUAAAGGGAAAGACAGUUGAAGUUGGAAGAGCACAUUUUGAGACAGAGACAACAAGAUUUACUAUUUUGGAUGCACCUGGUCACAAAAGCUAUGUUCCUAACAUGAUUAGUGGUGCAUCUCAAGCUGAUAUUGGAGUGUUGGUUAUUUCUGCUCGGAAGGGAGAGUUUGAAACUGGAUACGAGAGAGGUGGACAAACUCGUGAACAUGUCCAGCUUGCUAAAACACUGGGUGUGGCUAAGCUGAUUGUUGUUGUCAAUAAAAUGGAUGAGCCUACCGUGCAGUGGUCAAAAGAAAGGUAUGAUGAAAUUGAGUCAAAGAUGGUUCCAUUUCUAAAGCAAUCUGGUUACAAUGUGAAGAAAGAUGUCUUGUUUUUACCAAUAUCUGGUCUAAUGGGUAUAAACAUGAAAACUAGAAUGGAUAAAAGCAUUUGUCCAUGGUGGAAUGGGCCUUGCUUAUUUGAGGCUCUUGAUUCUAUUGUAGUUCCCUUGCGAGAUCCCAAAGGUCCUUUCAGGAUGCCAAUUCUUGACAAAUUCAAAGACAUGGGAACUGUUGUUAUGGGCAAAGUUGAAUCUGGUUCUGUUCGUGAGGGAGAUUCCAUGUUGGUCAUGCCAAAUAAGGAUCACGUAAAAGUUGUUGCCAUAUUCAUUGAUGAAGAACGCGUUAAACAUGUUGGACCUGGUGAAAAUUUACGGAUUAGAUUAUCUGGUGUUGAAGAAGAAGACAUAUUAUCUGGGUUUGUCCUGUCUAGUGUUGCUAAUCCAGUACCAGCAGUUACUGAGUUUGUUGCUCAGUUGGCGAUCCUUGAAUUGCUAGACAAUGCUAUUUUUACUGCUGGCUACAAGGCUGUUCUGCACAUCCACUCUGUUGUUGAGGAAUGUGAGAUUGUUGAACUCCUACAGCAAAUGGAUCCAAAGACAAAGAAGCCUAUGAAAAAGAAAAUUCUCUUUGUGAAGAAUGGUGCUGUUGUAGUGUGCCGUGUUCAGGUUCAAAACUCUAUUUGCAUUGAGAAGUUUUCUGAUUUUCCACAACUUGGGCGGUUCACUCUUCGCACUGAAGGAAAAACUGUUGCCGUGGGAAAAGUCACUGGUCUGUGAGUUUGUAACAAUUUUGACUUGAGGACGGGAAUACCUGCAUAAAUUGAUGGAGUGGCAGCUGAGGCUUAAUUGAUAGCAUCAAAGUUUACCAUAUAUUCAUUUCGGUAUUUGUUUUGCUUUUACUUGGGGUAGUAUUCAGUGAGGAGUUAUUUGUUGCCGCUGGUGCCCAUGUACUUGUAUACGGCCUUACAAGGCCAGUGUUUUGCGGUUGGCUGCUUCCAACCGUGCUACUCUAGAGAUAUAAUUUGGAAUGGAUGGUUUUAAAUCAAUCUGCCAUAUUAGCUGUGGAAUCUGAUGAUUAUUUUAGCCCACCAGCAGUUAAACAAAUUUCCUAGUCGCAGUUAGCAUAUUUCAUCUGAUAGUGAUAUAUGCUUUUUUUUAACGAGUCAUGUUGCUUAGUAAACGUGAUGGAAUUUUGUGGAUCUGGAAAUUUGCCCGUUGGGUUCACCGUCCUAUGACUAUAUAUCGAUUUAUUUGUCAAGAAAUACAACUUAAUGCGUUGAUGUU
Molecule: messenger RNA, 2176 nt
Organism: Cajanus cajan (pigeon pea)
Lineage: Eukaryota; Viridiplantae; Streptophyta; Magnoliopsida; Fabales; Fabaceae
Product: Translation elongation factor EF1A/initiation factor IF2gamma family protein
Molecular function (GO): GTP binding; GTPase activity
Source: RefSeq, a predicted model, not a curated record